Molecule: messenger RNA, 1149 nt
Organism: Coccomyxa subellipsoidea C-169
Lineage: Eukaryota; Viridiplantae; Chlorophyta; Trebouxiophyceae; Coccomyxaceae
Product: phosphoribosylformylglycinamidine cyclo-ligase
Exons: 7
Coding region: 1-1149 (382 amino acids)
Biological process (GO): 'de novo' IMP biosynthetic process; adenine biosynthetic process
Cellular component (GO): cytosol
Molecular function (GO): phosphoribosylformylglycinamidine cyclo-ligase activity; phosphoribosylamine-glycine ligase activity
Source: RefSeq, a predicted model, not a curated record
AUGGCGUCGUUACUUUUCCCUUUGUCUUCUGGAAUCUUUGUGAGUAGGCCUGAUCAUACGAGCACCAGAAUAUCAUCACCAUGCUCUACAUCAUCUAGGUUCCCAGCGGUGUCUGUGCUACAUAAACAAGUCGCUACAAGACGUCUGCGGCUUUGCUGCCCAGCUGCACAAAGUGAACAGCUCAGCUACAGGACUGCAGGCGUGGACAUUGAUGCAGGAAAUGAGCUUGUAAGAAGAAUACAGAAGUUGAACCCUCAAAUAGGGGGUUUUAGCGGCUUUGUACCCUUCGGGGACUCCUACUUGGUUGCUGGCACCGAUGGUGUGGGGACGAAGUUGAAGCUUGCCUUUGACUUGCAUAAACAUGACACGAUUGGCAUUGACCUGGUGGCAAUGAGCGUCAAUGACAUCAUCACCUCCGGUGCAAAGCCUCUGUUCUUCCUGGACUACUAUGCCACUGGAAAGCUGGAUGUUGACGUUGCCGAGGCGGUUGUCAAGGGCAUCGUGGAAGGCUGCAAGCAGAGCGACUGCACACUGCUUGGUGGUGAGACAGCAGAGAUGCCAGGCUUCUACUCUCCAGGGGAGUAUGACGUGGCAGGAUUUGCAGUUGGGGCUGUCAAGAAGGAGGCGGUCAUCGAUGGCAGCUGCAUCCAGGAGGGAGAUGUCCUGCUGGGCUUUGCAUCCAGCGGCGUCCACUCAAACGGCUUCUCCCUCGUGCGCAAAAUCCUGGAGGUGUCCAACACUGACCUUGGAGAUCAGACGCCCUGGGGCAGUGGCACAUUUGGAGAUGCUCUGUUGGCGCCCACAAUCAUCUACGUACAACGGUUGCUUUCCCUGAUAGAUAUCGCAGAUGUCAAGGGUGUGGUGCACAUCACUGGUGGAGGGUUCCCUGAGAACAUCCCGCGAGUGGUGCCAAAGGACAAGGACCUGGGAUUCAGGAUAGAGAGGGCUUCAUGGGAGAUCCCCCCGCUGUUCCAAUGGCUGCAAUCAGCUGGCAACGUUGCGGAGUCGGAGAUGUUCCGUACCUUCAACAUGGGCGUGGGCAUGCUGCUCAUAGUUGACAAGGAAAGCGUCAGUGCUGCGCUCAAGCACGACCCCGAAGCAUUUGUCAUGGGGGAAGUGGUGGCAGGGCGGGGCGUCAACAUUGUCUAG